Molecule: messenger RNA, 6493 nt
Organism: Lepus europaeus (European hare)
Lineage: Eukaryota; Metazoa; Chordata; Mammalia; Lagomorpha; Leporidae
Gene: NR3C1
Product: nuclear receptor subfamily 3 group C member 1
Exons: 9
Coding region: 289-2613 (774 amino acids)
Biological process (GO): nuclear receptor-mediated glucocorticoid signaling pathway; regulation of DNA-templated transcription
Cellular component (GO): nucleus
Molecular function (GO): nuclear glucocorticoid receptor activity; steroid binding; zinc ion binding
Source: RefSeq, a predicted model, not a curated record
GCUCGGAGCCGCGGAGCCCGGAGCCCGGAGCCCGGAGCGGGGCGGGCAGCCGGCCUGUCAGCGAGGGGAAAUGGGAGACUUUCUCAAAUAGGGGCUCUCCCCUCCCCUCCCCCCAUGGAGAAGGGGGCGGCUGUUUACUUCCAUUUUUUAGGAGAAAAAAACCAAAAAAACAAAACAAAUUGCUCCCGGUCCUCCGGCUUUCACGCGCUAAGUUGUUUAUCUGGGCUGCGGCGGGAGCUGCGAUCGGCGGCGGGAGAGCGGCGCCGCUGCCCGAGCUAACAUUCACUGAUGGACUCCAAAGAAUCAUUAAGUCCCCCGGGUAGAGAGGAGGUCCCCAACAGUGUGCUCGGGCCGGCGGAGCGCGGGAAUGUGGUGGACUUCUACAAAACCCUGAGGGGAGGAGCUCCUGGGAGGGUGCCUGCAUCUUCUUCCUCACUGGCUCCUGCUGCGCAGCCGGACUCCAAGCAGCAGAGACUCGCGGUUGAUUUUCCGAAAGGCUCAGCCAGCAAUGCCCAGCAGCCGGAUCUGUCCAGAGCAGUGUCACUCUCCAUGGGAUUGUAUAUGGGCGAGACGGAAACAAAAGUGAUGGGCAAUGACCUGGCUUUCCCGCAGCAGGGCCAAACCAGCCUUUCCUCUGGGGAAACAGACUUCCGGCUUCUGGAAGAAAGCAUCGCGAGCCUCAACAGGUCGGCUAGUGCUGCAGACAACCCCAGGAGCACGGCGCCUGUUGCUGGGUCUGCCGCCCCCGCGGAGGGGUUUCCAAAAACUCACUCUGACGUGGCCUCGGAACGGCAGAAUCCGAAGGGCCAGACUGGCGGCAGCGCCGGCAGUGCCAAGUUGCACCCCACAGACCAAAGCACCUUUGACAUUUUGCAGGAUUUGGAGUUUUCUUCUGGGUCCCCAAGUAAAGACAGGAGCGAGAGCCCUUGGAGGUCAGACCUGUUGGUGGAGGAGAACUGUCUGCUUUCUCCUUUGGCGGGAGAAGAUGAUCCAUUCCUUUUGGAAGGGAAUUCAAGCGAGGACUGUAAGCCUCUUGUUUUACCGGACACGAAACCUAAAAUUAAGGAUAAGGGAGAUCUGAUCUUAUCAAACCCCAACAAUGUACCACUGCCCCAAGUGAAAACCGAGAAAGAAGAUUUCAUCGAACUCUGCACCCCUGGGGUAAUUAAGCAAGAGAAACUGGGCCCAGUGUACUGUCAGGCAAGCUUUUCUGGGGCAAAUAUAAUUGGUAAUAAAAUAUCUGCCAUUUCUGUUCAUGGCGUGAGUACCUCCGGAGGACAGAUGUACCACUAUGACCUGAACGCACAGCAGCAGGAGCAGAAGCCUCUUUUCAAUGUCAUUCCGCCAAUUCCUGUUGGUUCAGAAAAUUGGAAUCGGUGCCAAGGGUCUGGAGAUGACAACCUGACUUCCCUGGGGACUAUGAACUUCCCUGGCCGGUCGGUGUUUUCCAACGGCUAUUCAAGUCCAGGAAUGAGACCAGAUGUGAGCUCUCCUCCGUCUAACUCCACAACAGCAGCAGGACCGCCUCCCAAACUCUGCUUGGUGUGCUCUGAUGAAGCCUCAGGAUGUCAUUAUGGGGUCUUGACUUGUGGAAGCUGCAAAGUAUUCUUCAAAAGGGCAGUGGAAGGUAGACAGCACAAUUAUCUUUGUGCUGGAAGAAAUGACUGUAUCAUUGAUAAAAUUCGAAGAAAAAAUUGCCCAGCAUGCCGAUAUCGAAAAUGUCUUCAAGCUGGAAUGAACUUGGAAGCACGAAAAACAAAGAAAAAAAUAAAAGGAAUUCAGCAGACCACCACGGGAGUUUCACAGGAAACUUCUGAAAAUCCUGCUAACAAAACAGUAGUUCCUGCAGCAUUACCACAACUCACCCCCACACUGGUGUCACUGCUGGAGGUCAUUGAACCUGAAGUGUUGUAUGCAGGGUAUGACAGCUCGGUUCCAGACUCUACUUGGAGGAUCAUGACCACACUCAACAUGUUAGGUGGGCGGCAAGUGAUUGCAGCAGUGAAAUGGGCAAAGGCAAUACCAGGAUUCAGGAACUUGCACCUGGAUGACCAAAUGACCCUCCUGCAAUACUCAUGGAUGUUUCUCAUGGCAUUUGCCCUGGGGUGGAGAUCAUAUAGACAAUCCAGUGGAAACAUGCUGUGUUUUGCUCCUGAUCUGAUUAUUAACGAGCAGAGAAUGACUCUACCCUGCAUGUAUGACCAAUGUAAACAUAUGCUGUUUGUUUCCUCUGAGUUACAACGGCUUCAGGUGUCUUAUGAAGAAUAUCUCUGUAUGAAAACCUUACUGCUUCUCUCUACAGUUCCUAAAGAAGGUUUGAAGAGCCAAGAGCUAUUUGAUGAAAUCCGAAUGACGUACAUCAAAGAGCUAGGAAAAGCCAUUGUCAAGAGGGAAGGAAACUCCAGUCAGAACUGGCAGCGCUUUUAUCAACUGACAAAACUUUUGGACUCUAUGCAUGAAGUGGUUGAAAAUCUCCUUCACUAUUGCUUCCAAACAUUUUUGGAUAAGACAAUGAGUAUUGAAUUCCCAGAGAUGCUAGCUGAAAUCAUCACCAAUCAGCUACCAAAAUAUUCAAAUGGAAAUAUCAAAAAACUUCUGUUUCAUCAAAAGUGACUGCCUUACCAAGAAAGGUUGCCUUAAAGAAAGUUGAAUAUAGCUUUUAUUGUACAAACUAUCAAUUCAUCCUGUAGAGAUUUUGUUUUUUUCCUUUUUCGUUUGUGUCCUUUUUUGUUUUGUGUAGUUUUCAAUACGCACUACACGUGGUUUAUAGAGGGCCAAGACUUGGCAACAGAAGCAGGUGAGUCAUCACUUUUUCAGUGAUGGGCAAGUAGACAGCAAAACUCAUAUUGGCGUCCCCUGGAAAGUAGAAACCGAAAUGUGGGGUAACCCCCACUGUCAGAGACAGAUGGCACCUAAUCCACCAGUGCCCGAAGUCUGUGUGGUGACCCUUCUCCUCCUACUUUUCACAGCUGGCUGGAUAAAACUUUCUCAACUUUUUGUUCGUGUAUUUUUCCUGUAUAGUUAAAUAGCAUUUUUGAUUUAUGCAUGGAACCCUGAAAAAAAAGUUUACAAGUGUAUAUCAGAAAAGGGAAGUUGUGCCUUUUAUAGCUAUUACUGUCUGGUUUUAACACUUUCCUUCAUAUUCAGUGAACUACGCUUGCUCAUUUUUUUCUUACAUAAUUUUUGUAUUCAAGUUAUUGUACAGCUGUUUAAGAUGGGCAGCUAGUUCAUAGCUUUCCUAAAUAAACUAAACGUUAAUCUUCUGUGUGAAAAUGGGUUGGUGCUUCUAACCUGAUGGCACUGAGCUAUCAGAAGACCACAAAAAUUGACUCAAAUCUCCAGUAUUCUUGUCGAAAAAGCUAAUAUUUUGUAUAUAUCUGCUUCAGUGGAGAAUUACAUAGAUUGUGCAAAUUAACCGUCCUAACUGGUAUAGAGCACCUAGUCCAGUGACCUGCCAGGUAAACUGUGGAUGAUGGUUGCAAAAGACUAAUUUAAAAAAAAAAAAAUAACUACCACGAGCCCCUGUUUGUACCUAAUGCCCUAUCUGCAAAUGGUUAGAUGGCAAGAAACUUGGUAAAUUAAUGAACUGUCAUCUGGGACCUUUUAUAGUAGCUUGUAUAACUCUUAAAUUAUAAUUCCAGAAAGGGAGCUGUAACGUGGCUACGAGAGUUUCCAUCAGACCGAGGAACUCCUCUCACUAAACUCUACCCAAAAACUAAAUCUCUCAGACGGCAAAAGUGGCGAGACACCCAUUUUCACAUUCCCAUCUGUCAUCAAUUGGUUCAUAUUUCCUGGUGGUACAGGAAAGCUCAGCUACUGAUUUUUGUGAUUUAGAAGUGUCUAUUAGACAUCCAUGUUUGUAAAACCACUCAUCCCUCCUGUGCCAUAUCGUCUAACACAAGUCUUGUGGAUUUCUUCAUUCUUCACUGUUGAGAAUUAUCAUUUUAAACAGUAGAUGCUGAAGUAGCCCUUUCUGUGUACACCUUACCAACUUUCUGUAAACUCAGAACUUAACAUAUUUACUAAGCCACAAGAAAUUUGAUUUCUAUUCAUGGUGGCCAAAUUAUUUGUGUAAUAGGAAACUGAAAAGCUAAUAUUGAAAAUAUGAAACUUCUAAUAUAUUUUUAUAUUUAGUUAUAGUUUCAGAUAUAUAUCAUAUUGGUAUUCACUAAUCUGGGAAGGGAAGGGCUACUGCAGCUUUACAUGCAAUUUAUUAAAAUGAUUGUAAAAUAGCUUGUAUAGUGUAAAAUAAGAAUGAUUUUUAGAUGAGAUUGUUUUAUCACGACAUGUUAUAUAUUUUUUGUAGGGGUCAAAGAAACGUUGAUGGAUAACCUAUAUGAUUUAUAGUGUGUGCAAGCAUUCAUACAGGCAGCAAUGGUCCCAGAAAACAAAUGGGUUAGCUCUAGGGCAAGGGGGGGAUGGAGACGCCCCGCAUGUAGUGAAGGCUGCUGAGGCUGCAACCCAGUCAAAUCCCAGAGGCAGGAAUACUCCACCUCCCAUUCUGACAGCCCUUCCCAUUCCAGCAGUGCGGCUGUGUGUGCAGGUCAAGUUUCCCAGGCGCAAGAGUGUAAAACGGACAGAAAGGUGGUGCGCACAUCACACAGCCACCGUCGAUAGCAGUCUGAUCGAAACGGAGGCUUUAGCAGUUUGGCAAUAAUACACAGAGGUACCAGCCAUAUGUAAAUAGUUCAGAGGAUGCCAAUAAUACACUAAUUCCUUUCCUUCAAACGAGAGUUCAUUUCCAAAUAAAAUGCGGACAUGUUUUCUUGGAAUGUUUGUUGAAUGUUAUAUUAUUUCAGUAUUUGAGAAAUUAUUUAAUGAAAAUGUAAUCAUUUGCUUUUUGAACACUCUCUAAAAGGGAGGGUUCCUUUUAUAAUGGUUUAAAUUGGUUUCCCAGAAUCUUCAGUUUGUAACCCAGAUGGAUGUGAAAUGUACAGUGCCUACGGAAUACCGCUUGAAUAUUUUCAGUGACAGUGUUAAGUCUCAAACAGUAUCUGGAAAGUAAAUUAUUGUUCCUUUACAGAACAAUAUGUGGUUAAAACCACGAAGCACAUCACACACCUUAGUCUCACUUUAGUCCUUACAACCUUGGCUCAAAAACUAGAAUGCACUUUGGUGUCAAUAACAACUCAGCUGCCAGUCACUUAACAACUAGAGAAGGCUUUUGAUUAAAUGGGGGGGAAAAAAACAGCUAUGUGUGGGAAAGAUGGAAGUUGCCUUUGCUAUAUUUGAGUGUAGCUAUGAUUCAAAUGAGAAAAAGAUACGGUACUAUUUUAAAUCAGCUUCAUUUUCUAUGUACGGAGUAUCUUGCCAUCCCAAACUAUGUAAGUUUGGAGCAGCACCACUGAGUUGUUAACAAGCCUAGGAGACUCAAGACAUAAUGACUGGUGGAAAACUGCCCCUCUCAGAGUUUGUAGGGUUGUCGUGCACUACUUUACAAGCAGAACUGAGCAGAUAAGGACAUAAUCUUUGGGAUUAUCUAGCCAGUUGUCCAAAACUACGGGAAGUUACUAAAAAAAGUACAUGCCUUCUCCGGAAAACUGCACCAUCCAAAAAGGAAAAUGUAACAGGGUUAGGGGUCAACACAGAGUUUGGUAACAAGCACAGUAUGGAGCCUGCACACAAAAGCUAAUCAGCCUCACUUCAGAACUGAGGAGGAGGAAAGAACAAUUCCAAUUUUACUUCAGUCUUAUCAUUUUAGUUACCUCUUACACAUACCAAGACUGCAUUGCCGCGGGAUGAACAAUAUUAUUAUACUUUGAUUUGUCAGAGUCUAAGAACUGUGGCAGCCUUCAGUGAGAUUUCAAUGUUGCUUCGUUACCCCAAUGACUAGCUGUAGAUGAAUGUGUUUCUAUGUGCCUGGAAAGCAAAAGUGUAAGGGACACUUUAAAUCACUUUGUAUGGAAGUUUCAUCAUUUUCUAGACUAUUUUCAGUCAACCUGGUCCACCCAGAAUUAGUGACCUGGUUUUCAGGAAUGGAUUAGCUUCUCUAGAAAUAUCGUAAAGAAGGAAUUUAUUUUCUGAUGUAAGGCUAUCUGAAAACACCCUCCAAUAACUCGCUUAACUACAUAGAGAAUCAAGUGUGUCAAUAUUCUAUUUUGUAUAUUAAACAAAUGCUAUAUAAUGGGGAUAAAUCUAUAUUAUACUGUGUAUGGCAUUAUUAAAAAGCUUUUUCAUUAUUUUUUAUCACAGUAAUUUUAAAAUGUGUAAAAAUUAAAACCAGUGACUCCUGUUUAAAAAUAAAAGUUGUAGUUUUUUAUUCAUGCUGAAUAAUCUGUAGUAAAAAAAAAUGUCUUUUUACCUACACAGUGACAUGUCAGACUGUAAAAUCUUGUGUGGAAAUGUUUAACUUUUAUUUUUCAUUUAAAUUUGCUGUUCUGUUAUUACCCAACCACACAUUUGUACUGAAUUGGCAGUAAAUGUUAGUUAGCCAUUUCCAGCAGUGCCCAAUAUGGAGAAAUAUCCUAAUAAAAAAAAAAAUCUGCUUUUUCAG